This is a messenger RNA of Pneumocystis carinii B80, 696 nucleotides long. RefSeq lists its product as hypothetical. Lineage: Eukaryota; Fungi; Ascomycota; Pneumocystomycetes; Pneumocystales; Pneumocystaceae. The coding region runs from base 1 to 642 and encodes 213 amino acids. The record is from RefSeq and is a predicted model, not a curated record. The transcript has a single exon.
AUGCUUUUAGAAGGCACGGGUAAUGGAGAACUUAAGAAUGGCUGUUCCAGUUUGAGGGAAGAAUGUUGCAGAUUGAAGCGUGAAAAGGUGGCAGAGGAGCUCCUUUUGAGGGCGCUCGGAGGGGAUGUUAAAAAUGAUAAAGAUGUGAAUAAAUGUAAAGGAAAGAUGGAAAAGGUUUGCCCAAUGUUAAUCAAAGAAAGCGACGAGCUGAUGUCUUUGUGUCUUAAUCCGACUAAAACGUGCAAAACUAUGGAAAGUAAAUUAAAGGAUGUUUGCAAGACUUUAAAAAAAGAAUUGGAUCAGAAAAAUUUAGAAAAAGAUUUCCAUAAAAAACUUGAGAAAUGUCAUUUUUACGAACAAGCGUCUACUGAUGCUAAAUGUCAGGACUUUGAGAAGAAAUGCAAGGAAAAAAAUAUUAGAUAUGAAGCGCCGGAAUCUGAUCUUAGUCCAGUGAAGUCGAAGGCAUCGUUCUUGAGAAGUAUUGGGUUGGAUGAUGUCCAUAAAAGCGCAGAAAAAGAUGAUAUUAUUAUUGGAAAAAAAGGAGUGGAUGUACCAAGGAGGCUGGGUACAGAUUUUCUGCAAGAUCUCUUGCUAGCAUUGAGCCAAGAUGAGAAUGUAAAUGAAUCAAGAAUUGAAAGAUGAACUUUUUAUAAUUUUAGUUCGCCAUUUUAAUUAGUAAUUUAGCUUUAUCGGGCA